AACACCAUCGGCUUUGCUCGACCAAACCACCAACCAUCCGCGCACCACCAACACUUCCACACGCCCACACCGUCAAGAGACACCCGCACAUCACUCACAUCCGCAUACCACCAUCGCCAUGCGUGAAGUCAUCUCCUUGAACGUCGGCCAGGCCGGUUGCCAGAUCGCCAACUCCUGCUGGGAGCUGUACUGCCUCGAGCACGGCAUUCAGCCCGAUGGUUACCUCACUGAGGAGCGCAAGGCCGCCGAGGACGACCACGGCUUUUCCACCUUCUUCUCAGAGACCGGCAACGGAAAGUACGUGCCGCGCACCAUCUACGCCGAUCUCGAGCCAAACGUCGUCGAUGAAGUCCGCACCGGCACCUACCGCAGCCUUUUCCACCCGGAAUUGAUGAUCACUGGCAAGGAGGAUGCGUCCAACAAUUACGCUCGCGGACACUACACUGUCGGCAAGGAGCUCAUCGAUCAGGUGUUGGACAAGGUCCGCCACGUCGCCGACAACUGCUCGGGUCUCCAGGGUUUCCUCGUCUUCCACUCCUUCGGUGGUGGCACUGGUUCCGGUUUCGGUGCCCUCCUGAUGGAGCGUCUUUCCGUCGACUACGGCAAGAAGUGCAAGCUUGAGUUCUGCGUGUACCCAGCACCUCAGGUCGCCACCUCGGUCGUUGAGCCGUACAACUCCAUCCUCACCACGCACACCACCCUCGAGCACAGCGACUGCUCCUUCAUGGUCGACAACGAGGCCAUCUACGACAUUUGCCGCCGCAACCUUGGCAUCGAGCGUCCCAACUACGAGAACCUCAACCGCCUGAUCGCUCAGGUCGUCUCCUCCAUCACCGCCUCUCUCCGCUUCGACGGCUCCCUCAACGUCGAUCUCAACGAGUUCCAGACCAACUUGGUCCCGUACCCUCGUAUCCACUUCCCGCUUGUCGCCUACGCCCCGAUCGUGUCCGCUGCCAAGGCCGCCCACGAGGCCAACAGCGUGCAGGAAAUCAGCAUGUCCUGCUUCGAGCCAAACAGCCAGAUGGUCAAGUGCGAUCCUCGCAAUGGAAAGUACAUGGCCACUUGCCUGCUCUACCGCGGAGACGUCGUCCCCAAAGAUGUUCACCAGGCUGUUGCCACCCUCAAGACCAAGCGCACCAUCCAGUUCGUCGACUGGUGCCCAACUGGCUUCAAGAUUGGUAUCUGCUACCAGCCACCACAGAACGUGCCCAACGGCGAUCUUGCCAAGGUCAACCGCGCCGUGUGCAUGCUCUCCAACACCACCGCCAUCGCCGAGGCCUGGUCCGCUCUUUCCCACAAAUUCGAUCUCAUGUACAGCAAGCGUGCGUUCGUCCACUGGUACGUCGGCGAGGGCAUGGAGGAGGGCGAAUUCUCGGAGGCUCGCGAGGACUUGGCUGCGCUUGAGCGCGACUACGAAGAGGUCGCUGCCGACUCCGCCGAGGGUGAUGAGGGCGGCGAGGCUGAGUACUAGGCGACGACGGACGAGGACAGGAUCUUGUGGGCAGCCUGAGUGCAGAAUAGCAAGUGUCCAUUGGUCUGGCGCAGUCGAUGAACCGAGCAUCUUUGGACGAGAGCCCGAACCACGCGCGCAAAAGCGUCGGACACCUGAGGGUAUAUGCUAGUUGAUCAGGAAGUGUUGUUUGUUUAUGAUCU
Molecule: messenger RNA, 1653 nt
Organism: Zymoseptoria tritici IPO323
Lineage: Eukaryota; Fungi; Ascomycota; Dothideomycetes; Mycosphaerellales; Mycosphaerellaceae
Product: alpha tubulin
Exons: 5
Coding region: 119-1471 (450 amino acids)
Biological process (GO): nuclear division; nuclear migration by microtubule mediated pushing forces; mitotic cell cycle
Cellular component (GO): cytoplasm; nucleus; microtubule
Molecular function (GO): structural constituent of cytoskeleton; GTP binding
Source: RefSeq, a predicted model, not a curated record